Molecule: messenger RNA, 735 nt
Organism: Papaver somniferum (opium poppy)
Lineage: Eukaryota; Viridiplantae; Streptophyta; Magnoliopsida; Ranunculales; Papaveraceae
Exons: 2
Coding region: 95-445 (116 amino acids)
Source: RefSeq, a predicted model, not a curated record
UCACACUACUUUCCUCACUCUUCUCUUGUUGAUUAGUAUUUCGCAGUGUCCUUUCAAUAUCAGUGCAUUUGCAUUAGUACGAAGAAACUUUCAAAUGGGUGCGAAUGGCAGGAAACUCGUUUUGCUGGGACUUCUUUUUGCUGUUGUUCUUCUCAUCUCUUCUGAGGUCUUAGCUAUUAAGUACAUGCCUCAAAAAACACAGGAGCAAGGAUUAAAGAAGACAAGUGGUGGAUCGUCGAUCAAGAAAAAAUAUCUUGGUAAUGGAGGAAUUGAGUAUGAUAUUGAGCAUGCAGGGAAUGAAGUUGAGGCUGAGCUAACCAAAGAUGGAGAUGAGGUUGACGUUGAGUAUGCUGGGAAGGAGGUUGAUGUUGAGCUUAACAAAACUGGAGCUAAGGUUGAGAUUGAGAUCGGAGACAAAAAGUUUGAGAUUCAGGUUAAAGGGUAAACCGGAAGAGUUAACAAAGAUCCCAAUCCGUAGGUGGUUGUAUCUACCUUCUUGUUAAAGAAUAAUAAUGAAAUUACUCCACUGUGUUUAGUCUGGAGUAUUUGUUUCAUUUUCUUUGGUGUCAUAAAAACAAAUCGAGAUAAUAAGAACAUCCUGUUUUAAGUCUUUUGUAUCCAUUUAUUAUGGUGUGGAUCCGGCAAACAAAUGCUUGUUACUAAUCAGCAUAGAACCACACUAGGAGAAGUGUAGCUGCCUUUUUUCUUUCAAUACGAAGCCUUUACUUCUGAUCA